This is a messenger RNA of Vollenhovia emeryi, 1749 nucleotides long. It is a transcript of the gene Arc42, whose product is annotated as short-chain specific acyl-CoA dehydrogenase, mitochondrial. The record is from RefSeq and is a predicted model, not a curated record. The coding region runs from base 381 to 1619 and encodes 412 amino acids. Lineage: Eukaryota; Metazoa; Arthropoda; Insecta; Hymenoptera; Formicidae. The transcript is spliced from 5 exons. Gene Ontology annotation, cellular component: mitochondrion. Gene Ontology annotation, biological process: butyrate catabolic process; fatty acid beta-oxidation using acyl-CoA dehydrogenase. Gene Ontology annotation, molecular function: flavin adenine dinucleotide binding.
CGAUGAGGAAUACUACAUGAUCGAGACCGCAAAAUGAAAGGGGCCAAUGGUGCCAAGAGAGUGAACCUGCUAGUUAGGCUCUGUCCUUUAAAUUCGUUCCCGCAUCAACUUGUUUAUCGGCCGAUGAUAUGCAGAUUCCAUAACAAUCUGCAACUGGUGUACAAUCUUACGACCUGGCUUGUCGCGUAAACAGAGAGAAACACUGCUGCAUAAUUUUAACGUGGGCAAUUAUUAAUAGCAUUCCGUAUAAUUUAACGUAGACGUAUGUGUGUGUAGAAUAUAUCGUGCCGUAUGCGAUUGAUUGUGCUCUCGGGUCAAAGUUCGGCAGUUUGGUACGGAACAGCUCCACAAAUCGAACGUCAACGACGGCACAGACAACAAUGGCAAUGCAGUGCUUGAGAUUACUCGCGAAUAACGUGCCUAGAGGUGCGUGCACCGCCAGCAAUGCCAGUCGACACAUUACCUCGCUUUCCAUGCUGCCGGAUACACAUCAGAUGCUGUACAAAACGUGCAGGGACUUUGCCGAGCAGGAAUUGAAGCCUAUCGCAGCGGAGACCGAUAGGAAGCAUCUUUUUCCAAAGGAGCAAAUCAAGAAGAUGGGCGAGUUGGGUCUCAUGGGUUUAUGCAUCCCUGAAGCGCUGGGUGGACCAGGAUUGGAUUACCUGGCCUACGCUAUAGCCAUGGAGGAAAUCUCCAGAGGUUGUGCGAGCGCUGGAGUUAUAAUGAGCGUGAAUAAUUCCCUCUACUUGGGCCCUAUAUACGCGUUCGGGACUGACAAACAAAAAGAAAAGUAUAUCACUCCUUUUCUCAACGGCGAGAAGGUCGGCUGUUUCGCUCUCAGUGAGCCGGGCAACGGAUCUGACGCCGGUGCGGCGUCUACCACCGCCAAGCCGGACGGUAGCGUUUACACGAUUAACGGCACCAAGUCGUGGAUAACGAACGCGUUUGAAGCCAGUGCGAUAGUUCUCUUCGCGACGACCGACAAGUCCAAGAAGCACAAAGGUAUAAGCGCUAUUGUAGUCGACAGUCCGACGGCGGGCCUGAGUCUGGGCAAGAAGGAGGACAAGUUGGGUAUACGAGGCAGCAGCACUUGCUCCUUGAUCUUCGAGGACUGUCAGGUGUCACAUGACAACAUCUUGGGCACACCAGGAAUGGGCUUUAAAAUCGCGAUGAUGACUCUAGAUGCUGGCAGAAUAGGAAUCGCCGGACAAGCGUUGGGCAUAGCUCAAGCAUCCCUGGAUUGCGCGAUAGAUUACGCAGCCAAGCGCCAAGCUUUCGGCCAGCCGAUCGUCAAGCUGCAGGCAAUCCAACAGAAAAUCGCCGACAUGGCUCUGAAACUGGACAGCUCAAGACUGCUGACGUGGCGAGCGGCUCAGCUUAAGGACAACGGUAAACCGUACACGAAGGAAGCCGCUAUGGCCAAACUGUCGGCAUCGGAAACCGCCACGUUCUGCGCCCAUCAGUGCAUACAGAUUCUGGGAGGGAUGGGAUACGUGUCGGAUAUGCCGGCGGAACGUCAUUACAGGGACGCGCGCAUCACGGAGAUCUACGAAGGCACGUCGGAGAUCCAGAGACUCGUGAUCGCCGCGAAUCUCGUCAAAGAGUACGGUCUCAAUUGAGAUCGCACGGCUCACGCAUGUAAGAUAAAUCCUCCAGUAUCUUUCUUUUAUAUCCAAAGAGAGAGCAAAAUAUAUAUUUUGUACGUAUUGCAUCUAUAUUAGAGAUUUUGUAUAUAUAUAUAUUAAUUAG